This is a messenger RNA of Fundulus heteroclitus (mummichog), 3705 nucleotides long. RefSeq names its product tubulin, gamma complex associated protein 5 (gene tubgcp5). Gene Ontology annotation, cellular component: gamma-tubulin complex; centrosome; equatorial microtubule organizing center. Gene Ontology annotation, molecular function: gamma-tubulin binding; microtubule minus-end binding. Gene Ontology annotation, biological process: mitotic cell cycle; spindle assembly; microtubule nucleation. The record is from RefSeq and is a predicted model, not a curated record. The transcript is spliced from 23 exons. Lineage: Eukaryota; Metazoa; Chordata; Actinopteri; Cyprinodontiformes; Fundulidae. The coding region runs from base 190 to 3234 and encodes 1014 amino acids.
UCCUGCGAGUCAAACGGAGCGCGGUAGUCAUGGAGGAAUCCAUGAACAAAAACAGCUAACUUCUCGCGUUAUUUUUUUGUGACUGGAGGUACAUUUGGACCUUUUCUUGGUUCCGGCAGAGCCACCGAACCCUCCGCAUGUCCGAGCAGACAGCGAGCUGCAGCUAACUGUCCGAAGCUAGCAAGCAGCAUGGCACACUGGAGCACCUUCGAGAAGGAGACGGAGAGGGAGACGAAGAGGCUGAUCCGAUGCAUCAGCGGGCUCCAAGACGAGGAAGAUCAGAACUUCCAGCUGGCGCUCAAGUUCGCUUGGUCAAAUUUCAAGUUCCAUCGGUAUCUGGAUGCUGACAGCCAUAAGAUUCAACGCAGGAUCAGCGGGAUCUAUGAAAAGCUGAUGGUCCACUCUGACCUGAGUAAAGCAGGGAGCUGGAGGAGACUGACUGACGAGUUCCUGAACUCACCGCUACCCAAUACCCCUGGAGCGAAGACAGAUACCCACUAUAGUAUCCUGUCGCUGCUGCUUUUCUUAUCAGAUUCUCCCACAAACACAAACUUCACAGAGAGACCCAGGGUGAAAGAUGCCGAACCAGCGGACAGCUUCGACUGGGCCAGGUAUCUCAUGGAAGGGGAGGAGGUGGACGCUGGGCCGUUCCCAGACACGCCGGAGUGGUCUGAGGACGAGAGCGAGGACGAUGACAGCCAGCAGCCAAUCAGCAGGGAGGACUCUGGGAUCCAGUUGGACAGGACCCCCCAGGAGGACCAGGACACCACCAGCAAGUCGGUUCCAGUCGCAUGGACAGUGGGCGAACCGGACGCCCGGGCCUGGCUGGAACAGCACGUAGUGACUCCAUACUGGGUCGCCCACGCUCCUCGGUUCCCUCACAGCUUACACUUGCACUCGAACUUGCUCAACGUCUGGGACCAGCACUUAUAUAACACCGAUCCUCUGUACCUGCCUGAAGAGAAAGCCUUCGUCACCGAGACUCAAGUCGUACGGGAGACCUUGUGGCUCCUCUCCGGUGUGAAGAAGCACUUUAUAUUCCAGCAUCACGACGGCAAAGUGUGCGUGAGGAACGAUGUGGUGGUAACCCAUGUGACGAGUAGCUGCCUGCGCUCGGUGCUGGAGCACGUCGCCGUGUACGGCCAGGCGGUGUUCAGGCUGCAGAGGUUCAUAGACGAGGUGACGGGCCACAGCUCGGAGCCCUGCCCGCCGGGCUCCGCCUCCUCCCACAGCUACAGGAAGGGCUCCGAGCCGCCGUUCCGGACCUACCAGGCUUUUGUGUGGGCUCUCAACAAAUACUUCACCGGCUUCAAAGCGGAGCUGACCGCCAUUGAGCGAGAGGUCAUCAGCAACGACGAGACGGUGACCCUGUCUGCAGUGCUGGAGCGCCUGAGCCCUCACCUGGCCCAGAUCAAAGUGCUGCACAAAGUCUUCUGCACGGGCGUCGCCGAGGUUCCCCCGGCCACCCCCAAUGUGGUGCGGGCCUCUCACCUGCUGAAUACGCUCUACAAGGCCAUCAUCGAGUACGACGCCGUCGGAGACGCGUCGGAGCAAGCGGUGGCGCUGCUGUUUUCUCUGUGGACCGAGACGGUGCGGCCGUAUUUGGAGAUCGUGGAUGAGUGGAUUGUUCACGGGCAUUUGUUCGACCCCGCCAAAGAGUUCAUCAUCCAGAGGAACAAGGAUGUGGCCGUAAACCACAGGGACUUCUGGUACGCCACCUACACCCUGUACAGCGUGUCGGAGAUGGUGGACAGCGAGGAGAAGCUGAACGACGCGUCCAGCGGCAGCUCGGGAGGGGACCAGGGCGCCGGCAACCGGCAGCUCACCAUGGUGUCCUUCCUCAAACCCGUGCUGAAGCAGAUCAUCAUGGCCGGGAAGUCCAUGCAGCUGCUGAAAAAUCUGGACCGCAAGGAGGCCGAGGACGCUGAUAGAUCGUCCAGAGAUGCGGAGAGGAAGAGUCUGUACGCGCUGUUCCUGGAGUCUGUGCAGUCCCGCCUCAGCAGCCCGGAGGAGUCGCCGACCGACAGGGUGACGGAGCAGCAGGCCACCGCCAGGAGUCUGAUAAAGAUGCAGGCCAUCAUGGCGCAGCACCUGGAGACGGACGACGUCCACGAUCCGCUGUUGGCCAUCAACUUUGCCAGACUCUACCUGGAGCAGAGCGACUUCCACGAGCGCUUCUCCGGCGGCGACUUCACCGUGGACCGCUCGUCCCAGUCGGUCACCUGCCAGACCUUCGAGCUCACCCUGCGCUCCUGCCUCUACCCGCACAUCCAGAGGCGCUACAUCGAGUGCUGCGGGAACCUCAUGAAGACGCUGAAGAAGGACUACAGGCUGCUGGAAUACCUGCAGGCCAUGAGGAACUACUUCCUGCUGGAGGCGGGGGACACCAUGUACGACUUCUACACCGCCAUCUUCGACAAGGUGCAGGAAAAGGAGAGCUGGCAGCAGCCCUCCUUUCUCAACAUGCAGCUGCAGGAGGCAGUGGGGCAGCGCUACCCAGAGGACAGCAGCAGGUUAUCGGUCUUUUUGGAGCCUCUCGACCCAUCCAGGAAGAAGCACCCGGUGAAUAAUUUGGAGGUCCUGACCCUGAGCUACAAGGUGCCCUGGCCUGUAGACAUUGUGAUCAGCUCUGAGUGCCAGAAGAUUUACAAUCAGGUGUUCCUUCUCCUGCUGCAGAUUAAAUGGGCUAAAUACAGUCUGGACACGCUUCGAUUCAGCGAUUUUGCAGAAGUCACAAAGAAAGUGGAAGGAUCUCCUGCUGAGGAAGCAAAGCUGAAACAGCCAAAAGGCCAGCAGAUCCACCGAAUGUGUCUGCUGCGGGUCAAACUGAUGCACUUUGUCAACAGCCUCCACAACUACAUCAUGACCAGGAUUCUGCACAGCACUGGGCUGGAGUUUCAACACCAAGUGCAGGAAGCAAAAGACCUGGACCAGCUGAUCAAGAUUCAUUACAGAUACUUGGCCACCAUCCAUGACCGUUGUCUACUCAGGGAGAAGGUGAGUUUUGUGAAGGAGGCGAUAAUGAAGGUCCUCAAUCUGGUCCUCAUCUUCUCGGACCGAUGGCAAGCUGGAUUCGGAGCUUGGAAGAUCGAGUCGAUCGACAAGAUGGAGUCAGAUUUCAAAAACUGUCACAUGUUCCUGGUGACUAUACUCAAUAAAGCGGUUUGUCGGGGCUCCUUCCCUCAUUUGGAGUCGCUGGCCCUCUCUCUGAUGGCAGGAUUUGAGCAGUGCUGAGCGACCGUCCGUGUUUCACUCAUUCCUUCAUCUCUGUGUCUUUGACUUGUCGCCAUGUGACCUCUGUGGUGAUCAGUAGCUCACGCCUGCUUCUGCUCAGACUGCUGAACACCGACUGCUGGAGUUCGACGGUCACAGCUAGGCCAGCUGCUCACGGACAAACUUCUACGUCUUCAUUGUAUUUAUUUUGCAAGUUGUGUUUUUUUUAAAUAAUCAUUCAUUGUAAAUAAGGGAUAUGUAUACAUGUGGAAGCACAAAUAAAAUUGCACAGUGUUGUUUAAGCAUAGAAAAGGGACAAAUAUAACAACGAAGAAGAAGGAAAAUAACUUGGUGUGUUUUUUAUAAGCAAAGGUUUCAUUCAAAUAAAUGUUAUGAUCCUAAAUGAUCGUGUUUACCAGAGUUUCUGUUGUCUUAAACACAAUAAUCCGAAUAUCAGGCCUUUAAAACAUUAAUAACCUCCUAUUUUCAGUA